AUGGGUUUUGGCCUCCAUGAACUCAUCAACGUCAAGCCGACGGACAAGUGCCCGCUCUGCAGCAGCAAGACACNCCAGCCGCGACUGACCCGCGAGCACCUGCUGACCUGCCGUCCCAUCAAGCGACACAACGCCCUUCGCGACGAGAUGGGCCGCCUGCUCAGGUACGCCACCCUCUCCCAUGUCUGGGUGGAAAAGUCUGGCUACAACGCCAACGGUCAGAGCUGCCGCAUCGACCUGCACUGCCGCAACCCCUUUCCCGGCGGUGCCCUGGGCCCAGCUCUGCCCGACCUGGGCAUUGACGUGACUGUGCGCACAGCCCAACCCCCGACCACCUCGCAAGCCUGCAUCAAGGUGGGCGCUGCCCUUCGCCGAGCCGAAAAGGAGAAGCGCGACUACUACACCGGUUUCAACCAUGGAAAAACUCUGAUCGUCCCUGCGGCGAUGACGACAACCGGUGGGUUCGCCUCCUCCUUUGUGGAUCUGCUUGGUCAGCUCGCCCGCUGCGCCGAGGCCCGUGGUGUGUACCAGCCGGGGCUGGAUGAGGCCUUUGUUCCUCGCUGGAAGGGUCGCUUUGCGGCGCUGGUCCAUCAGAUGAACGCUGACCACAUCCAGCGCCACUUUGGCGGUGUCUGCCUGCGCUCGUCGUAG
Monosiga brevicollis MX1 is the source of this 651-nucleotide messenger RNA. RefSeq lists its product as uncharacterized. The transcript has a single exon. Lineage: Eukaryota; Choanoflagellata; Craspedida; Salpingoecidae. Bases 1 to 651 code for a protein of 216 amino acids. The record is from RefSeq and is a predicted model, not a curated record. Gene Ontology annotation, molecular function: protein binding. Gene Ontology annotation, cellular component: nucleolus; nucleus; preribosome, large subunit precursor. Gene Ontology annotation, biological process: ribosomal large subunit export from nucleus; endonucleolytic cleavage in ITS1 to separate SSU-rRNA from 5.8S rRNA and LSU-rRNA from tricistronic rRNA transcript (SSU-rRNA, 5.8S rRNA, LSU-rRNA); ribosome biogenesis.